AUGACCCAGAACUCACCCAGCAAUUCAUCUGAAUCCAACGACUCCAACCAACCAGAACCUUCAACAGCUAUUCCUAGCAACCUCUACGAAUACAUUUCCAGUCUCGUGUCACCCACAGCAAACACUUCGGCUGAUCCAGACUCUCGAACCUUCUCGUUUGAUUCCAACGAAAUCGAAACCAACAUGGCUGAACCUGCGCCCACUGUCAAUCCAACCUUCACUCAAGACCAGCUCCUCGAACUCCUCAGGGCCGCUGGACGACAACGGGAUGCAUUUCCUACUCUUGAGAAGCCCCGUGUUGGAGGACUCAAUGCGACUGGAGCUUGGACUGGACAUGGUGUCGGCGGAGAAGGAACUUCUCCCAUGAGCGCCCAGUGUAUGAGAGACUUCAAGACGGAUGUGAUCAAGAACCAUCAAGCUCUUUCUCCCAUUGAACUGAAGUGCAAAGAGGGACUGAGUGGCUCACCCGACCUUCUGUUUAGUCUCCCUGGCGAACCAAAUGCGGACAAGGCAGUGCCAUAG
Messenger RNA from Seminavis robusta, 522 nucleotides. The record is from the annotation of a GenBank genome assembly. Lineage: Eukaryota; Bacillariophyta; Bacillariophyceae; Naviculales; Naviculaceae.